AGUAGUUAAAAAACAAAAUGAAUGAAGAAUUUAAUCUAUAUGAAGAAGAAUUUUAGAAAUACUCAAAAGCCCUAUUAUCUAAAUUUCAUUAAGCUCCAACUGCUACACAAUAAGAUUAUAGAGAAGCAAUUGAAGAAUUCAAUAAUUUGAAAAGAUCAUUAGAUGGAAUGCAAUUGUCAAUUGGUAAUCGUAGUGGUCCCCAAUUUACCAAACUCACUUAAUACAAGAGUGAAUUUCAAUAAAUUAAAUAGUCAUAUACUUAAUAUGUUCAACACACUUCUCCAACAUUAGCUAUGGCGAUUGAAUAAAAUGAAAAACUUAUUGAAUAUACUAAAAUUGCCUAUGAAGCUGAAGGACAUGCAACACACAUUUAAUUUUAGUUAUAGAAUUAGACUCAUAAACUUGAUGGCAUGAUAAAAAAAACUAAUGAGGCAACUCAUGAUAUAGGAACAUCUGAAUCUUUAAUUAAUCGUAUGAAGAAUCGAGCCAUUUAUCGAAAAAUACUUACUUACUCAAUGGUUGCCUUAAUUUUGGUAUCAGUUAUUAUUAUCAUUUGGUACAACUUUUUUUGA
Messenger RNA from Paramecium primaurelia, 572 nucleotides. NCBI's taxonomy places the organism in Eukaryota, Ciliophora, Oligohymenophorea, Peniculida, Parameciidae. The record is from the annotation of a GenBank genome assembly.